Corythoichthys intestinalis (scribbled pipefish) is the source of this 3085-nucleotide messenger RNA. Its product is annotated as leukemia inhibitory factor receptor-like. NCBI's taxonomy places the organism in Eukaryota, Metazoa, Chordata, Actinopteri, Syngnathiformes, Syngnathidae. Gene Ontology annotation, molecular function: cytokine receptor activity; cytokine binding. Gene Ontology annotation, biological process: cytokine-mediated signaling pathway. Bases 243 to 2885 code for a protein of 880 amino acids. Gene Ontology annotation, cellular component: signaling receptor complex; external side of plasma membrane; membrane. The record is from RefSeq and is a predicted model, not a curated record. The transcript has 18 exons.
GUUGCCUCUGCAUUUCCUGCAUUCCAAUCCCCAUGGAUUUCUCAAUCAUUAGAAGGUUAGCAAGCAAAUGGACUCUUCUGUGUGUAUCACAGGCUGUGCUUAAUGCUGGUAUCAAAACAAGGAGAAUCUACUAUAGGCUAUGGAUUCUUUUCUUACACUUCUGGACCUACUUUAUCAGUUGUAGUAGUAGUGGUAGGGGAUUGACAAGUUCUCCUUGAAGGAAUCUGGCCACAAGUACCAUCAUGAUCACAUGGCUGUUACUGGUCUCACUGUUCUGCAACAGCGAACAAGAUGGAAAUUUUAAAGACAACGGUGUUUAUCGCUGUGGACCACAGAAUAUGACACUUUCCACUUCAGACAACAUAAUCCUGUUAACAUGGCAAGAUGACCCAUUAUGCAUGUCAGUACGUGAAAAACUGAUUUAUGAGCUGGAGGUGCUCAUAGCAGAUGAACUAGUACAUUAUGAGGAAGUCACUGUUGAACCAGAACAGAUAAGAGCUACUCACUCAUGGAAUUGGUCAUCCCAUUUAGCAUUGGAGUGUGCUUCUCACAAACUAAAACUCAGAUCGCGAUCUGGAAACCAUACAAGCCAGUGGGAACAGGAGCAGACUAUUCCCGCCGGCAGAAAUCCAUCCAAAAGGCCAGAGGUUUAUCCACGAGAUAAGGUUUUUCAAGUUGGCAGUAAAGCGACCUUCUGCUGUGUUUUACCAAUGGGUCAAGCUUUUAAAAACCUCUAUAUAAGUGGACACGACAGCAAAAACUGGGAGUUUAGCAACAUCAGCACUCAAGUGCAUACCCUGACUGUGGAUUUGAACCGGGCAUCAAAGACCAGUUGCACUAACAUCAUUUGUGAAGCAGUGAAUGACAAAAAGAAAGUUGUUGACAAUGGGGCUUGUGCUUACAUUGGAUAUCCACCUGAUGAUCGGGAUCUUACCUGCGAAACUCGAGAUUUCCAAUCGGUGGACUGUAUUUGGAAGGUGGGACAAGACACACACCUCGGUCUCAAGAGUCCAACAACCUAUGAAUUUCUCGGAAGGAGAUGUGCGGAGGGAUACAAUGGGAGAUGUUCUCACAAAAUGCGAGUGGAUUAUGCAAUGUUGAACUGGACUUUAACAGCACAAAACCAACUUGGGAGGGUCAAACUCAUUGAUAGAGCAGACCUUUUUCAUAGAGUAUACAUGCUUGCCCCACAAGAAGUUAAAGUCUCAGCAGUCAAUUCCAGUAUCGUGAGAUUAGACUGGGAGUGGGAAGUAAAACUGUAUGAAACUCUCAAUAUAAAAUGCCAAGUAAACAUCAGUGAUGGAGAAACACAUGCAGUAAAAGAACAUAUUGGAGAUGGUCUUAAUUCAGUGGCUAUUAAUGACUUAAUUCCCAACUGGGCCUACAUGGUGAGGAUACGAUGUGGAACGACUCAACAUUUCUGGAAGUGGAGCAAUUGGAGCUCAAGUGUUGAGUUUAACACAAUGGGCGAUGUUCCAGAUGCUCUGGAUAUAUGGAUGCAGGAAAAAGACAACCAAACCAUAAUCACUUGGAAAGUACCACUCGCAAACCAGAGCCAUGGAGACAUAAUUGAUUAUGAAAUCUCUUGGGCACAGAGCUCUGAGAGACAAGUAAAAGCCAACGUUCUGCACCCAAAGCACAGUUUUGCACUCAGUCUGGACACCAUGGAAGAGUAUGCAAUCAGUGUUAUUGCCAGGAAUCAAAAUGGAAGCUCUUCUCCUUCAACUAUUAUCAUCCCUGUCCUCAGCACAGAAAGCAAUGGAGUUAAACCCACAAGGAUACAAGGCAGUAACGGCGGUUUCAACCUGUCUUGGUCCGCCAGUCCGCUGGCUAGCUGUGGCUAUAUCGUGGACUGGUGCCCAACCAGAGGGCCAUGCCAAAUAGAUUGGCUGCGAGUGCCUCCUAGUAAAACACAUGUCAGGAUAUUUUCAAAAAACUUUAGAGAAGGAGUAAGAUAUUUGCUGUCGAUACAUGCCUGCACUCAAACAGCCCCAUUGUUACUUGAGAAAAAAGAAGGAUAUGUCAAAGAGAAACUCAUACAAGAUGGUCUUUUUAAACUACUGAAAUGGAAACCGAGAGAUAUGGAUGUUGAGAUAUCCUGGGAUCCUGUAGCUAUACAAGAGCAGCCCGCUUUCAUCCAUGGCUACAUUUUAUACUGCUGGGACCACAACAACAGUGUCACGUAUAUCAGUACAGACGAUCCUCAGGCCACCAGCUUAACAGCAAAAAACCUUCAAGUCAGCACAUACAGGUUCACUGUUAAGGCAAAUACCUCUGUUGGAGAAUGUGGUGAUACAUCCAUCACCGUCACCUUAAAUUCAAUGACUGAUAACUUGAUCAAGGCUGUCGGAAUCACCCUCAUUACUAUUUUUGUUCUCCUCUGCUUAAUUGUUGUUCUUUGCUACAGGAACUGGGAAUGUAUCAAACUGAAGGUCUAUCCUCCAAUUCCGAUGCCUGUAUUGAAGGACAAAUGGAUGACAACACUGACUAAACAAAGUUCCCAUCCAAUUUUUGUGGAAAUGAGUCAUCAUACUGAGGCGGAAUUAACGGCUAUUCCAGAGCUGCACUGCAAAUCAGAAGCACCAGUGAAGGAUUACGCUGACCAGGAAAAUAUUUCUUCUCCAAGUACACAUGGGUCUCACGACAAGCCAAUUGAAAAACCCGUCACACAUAGCACCACCGUUCCAUGUCAGUCACUGCUACUAGCAUUAUCAUCAUCUCGCGGACAUCUCAACCCCUCAUUCAUUCAGACUUCACCAGAUUCAGCGGGAGGCUCCGAUGGAUAUAAACCCCAGGAGCAAAGGUUAUAUCCAGAAGAAGAUACAGACAAUCCUUUGCCUUGUGUCUUAACCUAUAUUUCGCUACCACAGUUACCUUCUGAAUAGUUGCUGCAGAUUUACUGUAUUUCGCUGCAAGGUUGACGACAAAAGUUUGGAGGAGUGGUAAAAACUCUGAAUAGCACUUUUGUAAAUUACAGACCACUUAAAGCACUUUACAAGCAACACACAAUACAAUUUCCUCCUGAAAUGCUGUUUAAUGUUAACUUCUAUAUCAUUAUCGUUUUUACAUUAAAAAUAUUUGUUAA